AUGGCGACGCGCUUCUCCGCCGCCGUGCUGCCUUUGCUCCUAGGCUUUCUGCUCCUGCAAGGAGCACCGUCGCGCGCCGCCGAUACAGACACCGUCGUCAUCGGCCGGCCGCUGUCAGGCCGACAGAGGCUGGUGUCCAAGCGCGGCAAGUUCGCGCUCGGCUUCUUCCAGCCAGCAGAAUCCUCGCAGAACUGGUACCUCGGCAUUUGGUACAACCAAAUCUCCAAGCACACCACGGUGUGGGUCGCCAACCGGGACGCGCCGGUCUCCGACCCAGCUUCCGCGCAGCUCUCUAUCUCCAGCGACGGCAACAUGGUCCUCCUCCACGGCGACCGUGCCAAGUCCCCGGCACUCUGGUCCACAGGCGUCGCGGGCAUCGCACCCAGCAGCUCCACGGUCGGCGUCCUGCUCGACACGGGCAACCUCGUCCUCGCGGACGCGUCCAACACCUCCGUCGUGCUCUGGCAGAGUUUCGACCACUUCGGCGACACGUGGCUGCCCGGCGGCAGGCUCGGCCGAAACAAGCGCACCGGCGAGGUCACGCGCCUCUUCGCGUGGAAGGGCUACGACGACCCGGCGCCGGGCGUGUUCGCGCUCGAGCUCGACCCGAACGGCACGAGCCAGUAUCUGCUCAACUGGAACGGCAGCAUGGAGUACUGGACCAGCGGCAACUGGACCGGCGACGGGUUCACCGGCGUGCCGGAGUUGAAGGCCUAUAGCAGCUCCCCGAUGUCCAUGUACAAAUUCGGCUACGUCGACGGCAAGGACGAGAGCUACUUCUUCUACGACGUCAAGGACGAGGCCGUCGUGACGCGGUUCCUGGUGGACGUGACGGGUCAGAUCAAGUUCCUGACGUGGGUGGAGUCUGCCGGCGCGUGGAUCCUCUUCUGGACGCAGCCCAAGGCGCAGUGCGACGUCUACGCGCUGUGCGGGGCCUUCGCCGCGUGCGUAGAGAAUGAGCUGCCGUCGUGCCGCUGCCUCCGCGGAUUCCGGGAGAGGCGCCCGCUGGCAUGGCUACAGGGCAACCAUGCUGAGGGCUGCGUCCGGGACACCGCGCUGCAGCAGUGCGCGCGCGGCGGCGGCGUCCAGGGCGCUACGCGCGAGGCGAAGAACGACGACGGUUUUUAUGCCAUGCCCAACUUGAGGCUCCCGAGCGACGCGCAGGGUGUGGUGGCCGCGGCGAGUGCUCACGACUGCGAGCUCGCGUGUCUUGGCGACUGCUUCUGCACCGCGUACUCUCACAACGGCAGCUGCUGGCUAUGGCACGGAGGCCUCAUCAACCUGCAAGACACGAGCAGCACUGCCACCGGAGGUAACAGUGGCACCAUCAUGGUCCGGCUGGCUGCGUCUGAGCUCACUAGCCCAGGGCGCACCAAGACAGUGAUCAUUGCGCUCGUCGCCGUCGCGGCGGCCGUGGCCGCGGUCACCGUUGCCGUUCUCGUGUCAGCCUUCGUUCUGAGGAGGAGAAGGGUGAAGGCGCAAAGAAGAGUCGUGGAAGGUUCCCUGAUGGCGUUGACGUACCGCGACAUGCAGUCCGUGACCAACAACUUCUCGGACAAGCUCGGCGGCGGCUCCUUCGGGUCGGUGUUCAAAGGGUCACUCCCCGACGCGACCGCGACGCUGGUCGCGGUGAAGAAGCUCGAGGGCGUGCGUCAGGGGGAGAAGCAGUUCCGCGCGGAGGUGAGCACCAUCGGCACCAUCCAGCACGUCAACCUCAUCCGGCUGCUCGGGUUCUGCUCCGAGGGGACAAGGAGGCUGCUCGUCUACGAGCACAUGCCCAACGGCUCCCUGGACAGGCACCUCUUCGGGUCCAGCUCCAGCCCCGGCCAUGGCGUCCUGAGCUGGGAGACGAGGUACCAGAUCGCUCUGGGCAUCGCGAGGGGACUGGACUACCUGCACGACAAGUGCAGGGACUGCAUCAUACACUGCGACAUCAAGCCGGAGAACAUCCUCCUGGACGACGCGUUCGCCGUCAAGGUGGCGGACUUCGGGCUGGCCAAGCUCAUGGGCCGGGACAUCAGCCGCGUGCUAACGACGAUGAGGGGCACGGUCGGGUACCUCGCGCCCGAGUGGAUAACCGGCACGGCCAUCACGGCCAAGGCCGACGUGUUCAGCUACGGCAUGCUGCUGUUCGAGAUCGUGUCCGGCAGGAGGAACGUGGAGCAGCGGCCGGACGGCACCGUGGACUUCUUCCCGUCGACGGCCGCCAGCCGGCUCCUGGACGGCGACGUGAAGAGCACGGUGGACAGGCGGCUCGACGGCCACGCCGACAUUGGCGAGGUGGAGCGGGCGUGCAAGGUGGCAUGCUGGUGCGUGCAGGACGAGGAGGGCGCGCGGCCGAGCAUGGGGACGGUGGUGCAGGCGCUCGAGGGGCUCGUCGAUGUCACCAUGCCGCCUGUCCCGAGAAUGCUCAAAGUGCUCGGGGAUCCAGCCAACUAUGUCAAGUUCUUUUCGGGGUUGCCGUCCACGUGA
Molecule: messenger RNA, 2472 nt
Organism: Triticum turgidum subsp. durum (durum wheat)
Lineage: Eukaryota; Viridiplantae; Streptophyta; Magnoliopsida; Poales; Poaceae
Source: the annotation of a GenBank genome assembly